Erinaceus europaeus (western European hedgehog) is the source of this 3123-nucleotide messenger RNA. It is a transcript of the gene PARP9, whose product is annotated as poly(ADP-ribose) polymerase family member 9. The record is from RefSeq and is a predicted model, not a curated record. The transcript is spliced from 12 exons. Gene Ontology annotation, biological process: negative regulation of gene expression; positive regulation of type II interferon-mediated signaling pathway. The coding region runs from base 195 to 2678 and encodes 827 amino acids. Gene Ontology annotation, cellular component: nucleus; cytoplasm. Gene Ontology annotation, molecular function: ubiquitin-like protein ligase binding; NAD+ poly-ADP-ribosyltransferase activity; transcription corepressor activity. Lineage: Eukaryota; Metazoa; Chordata; Mammalia; Eulipotyphla; Erinaceidae.
UGGCACUCCCUCCCUCAGAAUAAUAAAAUUCUUCCUGUCCACAGCUCCGGGACCUCUCUUUCUCCGCAGCCCUCGCGUAGCGCUUCCCUGGCUGGGAAUACCAAAGGAGAUCAUUUGGGACUGCAACAAGACAGGACUAGAACGACUUCAGGAGCCCACCAAGUCACCAAAGCGGCCUAUGAGAUUUGGAAACUAUGUUUGCAAAUGGAAAAGAGCAUAAAUACCCCAACAACCCAGGGACCAGGAAGAGGAUAGACUCUGCCAAGGGUGCUGGAGAAGUGGCAUACAAUGAAAAAUCAGAUACUCAUACUCCUAAAGACAACUUUAACUGGAAAAUUCGCAUUGACUACAGUGACUUGAAGAUUUUUAAAAAUAAUGAAAGUUUGCUGUGUGAAGUCCUCCAGAAUAAAUUUAACUGUCUCUCUACCCUGGUCUCCCCAGUGCAGGAAGGGAGUAGCAAGUCUCAGCAAGUGUUCAGAAAAAUGCUGACUCCUAAGCUACAGUUAACUGUCUGGAAGGAUGACCUUACCAGACAUGCUGUUGAUGUAGUAGUGAAUGCAGCCAAUGAAGACCUUGAGCAUGCAGGAGGCCUGGCUCUGGCCCUGGUGAAAGCUGGUGGCAUUGAAAUCCAAGAGGAAAGCCGAAGAUUUAUUUCCCAAAAUGGAAGAGUAAUAGCUGGUAACAUAGCUCUCACAAAAGCAGGGAAACUUCCCUGCAAAAGCAUUAUCCAUGCUGUUGGACCUUGUUGGACAGAAAGUGAUAGACAGACAUGCAUAAAUUUAUUGUACACAGUCACUAAAAAUAUUUUGCUUUAUGCCACUAACUCCCACAUUGAGUCAAUAGCAAUUCCAGCUGUGAGUUCUGGAGUUUUCCGUUUCCCUCUUAAUUUGUGUACAGAUAUUAUCGUGGGUACUAUCCGUACGCAUUUCCAACAGUAUUCACAGACUAGUAAUUUGAAAGAAAUUCACCUGGUUAGCAACGAGGACCCUACCGUCAAUGCCUUUAAAACUUCUUCAGAAGCCAUCCUAGGGAAGAAUGAGCUAGAGCCCUGCGUGAGACAAGAAGAAAUGAUUGUGGGAGGUCUAACUCUUCAGAUUGUCCAGGGCUGCAUUGAAAUGCAGCAGACAGAUGUAAUAGUUAAUUCUAUAUAUUCAUGUGCUGAUCUUCAAGCUGGACCUUUAUCAAAAUCGAUUCUAAGUGCAGCUGGAAAUGAAAUGGAAUUGGAAUUAAGUUACGAAAUGACUAAAGCAUCUCACGACUCAGUGUUGGUCACGAAAGGAUUUAACAUGUCUUGUCAAUAUGUAUUCCAUGUAUUAUGGUCAUUUUCACAGUAUUAUGACAGAACUCAGAUAUUAUUAGAUGCAAUGAAGAACUGUUUGCAAAAAUGUGAUACAGAAAAUGUGACUUCCAUUUCCUUUCCUGCCCUUGGGACUGGUAGCAUUGGUCUAAACAAGUCACUAGCGGCAAAUAUUAUGUUUGAUGCAGUGCUCAACUUUACCAAGCAUUUGAGUAAGCCAUUAACCGUAAAGUUUGUGAUUUUCACGGAUGACUUGGAGACAUAUAAGGUUUUCUGGGAUGAAAUGGCAAGGCGUAAGUCCAUGUUGCAGACUCUCAACAAUUACAAUGUCUCUCAGUGGACAGGAGAGAAGAGAGAAAAUGAACUUACAGCUACAUUCCCUGCAAUCAAUCUGAUGGGCUGCAAUUUAGAAAAGAUGAAUGAAGCCCAAGCAUGGAUCCAAAGGAUGCUGUCCUUCCAGAACGACCACGUCAUUGAGAAUAAUUAUAUCCUCUACCUUGGGAAAAAGGAACAUAGAUUUUUGUCUCAGCUCCAGAAAACCCUAGGUAUCUCUAUCACAGAGAUUAUCUAUCCUGGAAAUACAAAAUUGGAGAUUAAAGGAGCCAAGGCUGACCUCACUGAAGUUGUAAUAAAGAUUGAAAACAUGCUAUGUGAAGUUCAAGCAGAAAUGACAAGAAAAAAGGAGCAAGACCUUUGGAAUAUAAUAGGACAAAGGACUAAUCAACAAUCAAAAUACCAGGAUGGCAUGGAAGAAAAUAAAUUUUUGAAAUGUCUGAGCUGUGAAACUCAGGAAAUUCGUGAUCGAAAGAAAGAAUUUGAAAAGUGUGGUUUGAGUGUUGUGAAGGUGGAGAAAAUACAAAACGAUGUUCUCGAGAAUGUCUUUUUAAAGAAGAAGCUGGACAUUGAAAAGAGAAUGAAUGGGAAACCUGUGAGCCACAGGUUGUUUCAGCGAGUCCCAUACCAGUACUGCAAAAUGAUCUGCAGAGUUGGCUUUCAGAGACUGUGUUCAGUGCCCUGUGAACCAAAAUUUGGAGAUGGCAUAUACUUCAUGAAGGAUCUUAAAGGCCUAGCAUCCCAGAUAAAGGCAACACCUGCGACAGAUAAGUUCAUCUAUGUAUUUGAGGCUGAAGUACUCACAGGCUCCAUAUGCCAGGGUCAGCAGUCAAUUAUCUCUCCUCCAUCCUUGAUUCCUGGAUCCAUAGAAAGCCAUGACAGUGUGGUUGACAAUGUCUCCAAACCUGAAAUCUUUGUUAUUUUUAGUGGUAUGCAGGCUAAGCCCCGUUAUUUGUGGACUUGCACUCAGAGUCCUGUAAAAUCACAAGUCACUGCGUACUCUCCAUGGCCUUGGUCAAAUUUUUCAGGUGGUAGUUCAGUUGAUUAAUAACCUCCAUUAUUAUUAUAAUACCCAGCAUUGCCUUGCUUUGGAAGAAUUAACCAAAUAAUUGUCACCAGUGACACAAAAAGUGAUUUGAAUAUGUCAAAUUGGUUGUCUAUACAGACUUGAUUAUUGAAAGAACUAGCUGUAUACUAGCAUCUUUGUGCCUUCACUUUUGUCUUUAUUUCUUGGGCUUAAGCGGAUAGAUAUCCAUUAAACCUAUCAAGAUCAAUUUCUCUCCAAGUAUUUCCUUCAUCUCUUUUACUCCAGGUAACAGUAAAAAUGUUUUUACAUGUAACAAAGAUUUUUCUAGUAUGUAAUCCAAUUAUUUUGUCUUCUGAAAUGGUAAUAUGAACAAAUGGUGAUAGUAUAUACUAAAACAGUAAGAUGAUCUUGGGUUUUCCAGAUAAUUUUAUAUUAUUUAGAUAACAAAAUAAAUCAUUUUUGUCUG